AUGUCAAUACUUUAUAAACCAAAAAUUCUAACAGUUCGUUGGGAUGCUCCAUUUGGCUGGUUGGUCUCGGAUCUCGUCGAGGAUGGUUAUGCUCGGAAGCAUGAAAAUUGCUCACUACAUACCUCAAAUCAUUCGCAGUAUUUCCAAAUUAUCGAUAAUAGAUUACUUGUCCAAAGUCCCAUCAAACAUCUUCAAGGUCGAACGAUAGCUAUCGUGGUGCAAACUAUUGCACCAGAACGAGUAUUUGCUAUCAAUGUUCAUAUUUCUGGAAGUUUGGCUACUCGUUUUUCAUCGGAUGUAUAUGGCAUAAAGAUCCGCGAAGAUACUGCUCCGGAAACAUUGGUCCCGAGCAGUCCGGAAAUAACACUUAUCAAUUCAAGCUCAUCCAAUUUGCACAUAUCGAUAAUCUCAAAUUCGACAAACUUACCUUUUGUCAUUGUUGCUAAGAGAAGACAGAAUCUCACAUAUGCAAGGGUAACUUGUUUUAUAAAUUUUCUAUCAAAAAUGCGUUUAUUUUUUAGCUGUUUUCAAUAG
Molecule: messenger RNA, 534 nt
Organism: Gongylonema pulchrum
Lineage: Eukaryota; Metazoa; Nematoda; Chromadorea; Rhabditida; Gongylonematidae
Source: the annotation of a GenBank genome assembly